Saccostrea echinata is the source of this 2536-nucleotide messenger RNA. RefSeq names its product F-box only protein 21-like. The coding region runs from base 32 to 1771 and encodes 579 amino acids. Gene Ontology annotation, molecular function: DNA binding; protein binding. The record is from RefSeq and is a predicted model, not a curated record. Lineage: Eukaryota; Metazoa; Mollusca; Bivalvia; Ostreida; Ostreidae. The transcript is spliced from 12 exons.
GGUUUGAAAUUCUGUAUUGUCUGUAAACAAUAUGGACAGCAAGAGAGAGUUCCUCGAUUUACCAAAUGAAGUAAUUGAUCUUGUGCUUCAGAACAGGGGUAUAUCAUUUACAGACAUAUGUAGUAUAUCCCAAACAUGCACAAAAAUGCAAUAUUUGUGCUUGUCAAACGAAUUAUGGAGAAGAAAGCUCCAGCAAAGGUGGCCAAAGCUUUUGCUGAGGUAUUCACGAGAGAAAGCACAUGACUGGCUGAAGGAGUUUAAAACUUAUGCCGUGGUGGGCCGUGCUGUGCGAGGACUUGUUAGCCAGCUAUCCCCAAGAUUUUAUAAAUUGGAAGAAAUUCCAGAUGAUGGUUUUUCAGAUGUUGUGUCCCUGAUGGAGGAGCAUAAUGCAGCUGAAGUUAUCAUAAAUGAGUUAAAUGAAAUCAUACAUGAUGAUGACAGGUAUAAGAAUUUGACAAACAAGUACUAUGCAGUGAAGCUUCUACGACACAUUUUUCACUUGCAUCUUACUGAGAAAUGGAAAGCUCAUUUACAACAGCCACCAGAUGAGCAAAAACUUGAGAUAGGUGCUACCAUAAUUAGUCAGUGGUUCCAACCUACAGACGAUGUGACAGAAAAUUCCAUAAUUGACCGCUUGGAUGAUAUUGCAGAGAGAGUGAAGCAAAAUCUACCAGAAAAUUUAGCAUCAUUGUAUUCUGAAGGAGUGCCAACACUGAGUACUAAACAAGAAAGAGUGGUUCUAGAAACCAUGAACCAUGUCAUAUACACUGAGAUGGGUUUCCAUGGAAAUGAAGAAAAUUAUUAUGAUGAAAACAACUCAUUUAUUAACAAGGUGUUAGAUCGUAAGUUUGGAAUUCCUAUCAGUCUUUCUGUGCUGUAUUUAUCCAUUGCCAGACGACUUGCUGUAAUAUGUGAAUGUGUUAACUUUCCCUCACACUUCCUGCUCAAGUGGAAAGAACAUCCAAUGGCUACUGUUGAUAAGCAGUACACCUUUAUUGACGCCUUCCAUGGAAAGUUUAUUACAGAAAUUGGAGGUGAUCAUACAGUGUUCACGGACUCCAUACCACAUAUUGAGGUUUACAAGAGAAUGCUUCGUAACCUGAUCAAUAUUGCUCGGAAUCAUCACCACAUGAGAAGCACUACCACGUUUCUCCGGGAUGCAGUGGAAAUGAUGCUGCUCACAACUCCAGAUGAUACAGACUACCAGUUACUCCUGGUUAAAAUCUUCAUGUACCUCAAGAUCAAUCAGGAAAAGGUCAAAGACUUACUGCUGGAUAUAGAACUCCAGGAUGAGAGCCGAGUUUCUCAGGUAGCACGACUAACAGCUCAGGUGGAAAGGAGUGCUCGGGAAAAUGAAGAAUUGUUACAGAAAAAGACAAAACCAAAAUACCGGGCAGAAAACAAAGAGGUUAGAUUUUCAGUUGGAAUGGUCAUGAAGCAUAAAAGAUACAACUACAUGUGUGUUAUUUUUGGGUGGGAUUUGACCUGUCAAGCAUCUCGAGAGUGGAUAAUUCAAAUGGGGGUUCACAUGCUCCCCCGCAAAGACAAACAGCCAUUCUACAACGUACUGGUGGAGGAUGGAAGCAUAAGAUAUGCUGCAGAUGAAAAUCUCUAUCACCCAGAAAGUUACUGUGAAAUUCCUCACCCUGAUGUUGGAAAAUAUUUCCAAGAGUUUACAGGUCGAUACUAUGUCAUAAACAAUGAGAAAGCAGAGGAAUAUCCAGACGAUGUUCAGGAGACCCGAACCACAGUGGAGGGGAGGGGUCAGUGAGGGUCCCAGAACACAGUAGAGGGGGAUGACUCAGUGAGGGAGACAACUGCAGGGAUUGGACAUUGAGAAAUGAGUAAACUAACAAUUGAUACAACAGUGGCCAGUUUCUGGUAUUAUUAUUCUAUGAUUAAGCUUUUUACUCAUAUAUGCAAAUUUGUAUGUGUAUAUUUGAUAGAAAAUGUUGAUUGAUGCCUAUACAUGUAUUUAAAUUACAACAAAUGUAGAAUUGACAGUUAAGACAUCUUUGUUUGUACGAGUAAUGUCAAAAUUUAAGACAAUAUCUAUAUAUGGGGUUGUACAAGAGCAGCUGGACUGCUAAUGACUGGUGAUGCUUUGUAAUACAUGUAAUGCAGUUAUAGGAUAUCAUUAAUUUUUAUAAUCAGAUAAUAUUAAUGACUAGCACAGGUUUCUAGAGAUUGAUUUUAAAUUAUUAUUUAUGAAAUGAUUCUAUGUCUUUCAUGAAUAUGAAUCAGGAGAGAAAUUUAACUUGUAUGAAUAAAUACAGCUUUUACCCAGAAAUUUUAAUGCUAAUACUGCAAUGCUCCCAGGGAAUGAUUAUUGUACAAAUAAAUUUAUUUUAUGUUCUUGGAGUUUAUGCAGGAAUGGUGUUUAUGGUUUUUAUUUCAAUGACAAAAGAACAUAAAAUGUUGACCAUGUACAGUGAAUACAUUGAUGCAUGUGUAAUUGCUUUGUUUUAUGUUCACACAAGAUGCUGUGUAAUGCAAUCUGUUAAUAUGGUAAUAAAAUUGUUUAAGGAAAACUUUA